Molecule: messenger RNA, 3884 nt
Organism: Bombina bombina (fire-bellied toad)
Lineage: Eukaryota; Metazoa; Chordata; Amphibia; Anura; Bombinatoridae
Product: GRB10-interacting GYF protein 2
Exons: 5
Coding region: 147-467 (106 amino acids)
Biological process (GO): insulin-like growth factor receptor signaling pathway
Cellular component (GO): perikaryon; membrane; proximal dendrite
Source: RefSeq, a predicted model, not a curated record
CAUUGGUGACGCAUCGCGUGGGUCCGUCAGGUGACGGUGCGUGGUAUCAGCCAUCUUGUGUUGUUGGGCUUGUGGAUUCGCUUCGAGUGGGAAGCAGUGAAAGAUUUUCAUUCUCUUUAUAAAAUAUUAAAGAAACAGAAGGCAUUAUGACAGCCGAGACGCAGACUCUAAACUUUGGUCCUGAAUGGCUUAGGGCACUGUCUAGUGGAGGUUCGGUUACCUCCCCACCACUUUCUCCUGCGUUGCCAAAGUACAAACUUGCGGACUACCGGUAUGGACGAGAAGAGAUGUUAGCACUUUAUGUGAAGGACAACAAGGUUCCUUCAGACCUUCUGGACAAGGAAUUCUUGCCUAUUUUAAAAGAAGAGCCUCUACAACCAUUGGCACUUGUUCCAUUCACUGAGGAGGAACAGGUGGUGAGAGUCCUCGAUCCAUUACUCUUGGGAAUUACUCUUCUCUAUAUUUAAACAAGGAAAAAAGCGCUAGUUCAUGGAAAAAAAAGGAAGUGUACAAUUCCCCCUAUCAUUAACCUGCUAAACAGUAUGUACCUGCAACAUGCUCUAGGAUAAGUGCAGUAUCAUAUAUUAAGAAUUAAUCAAACAAAUUUAAUUAAUCAACACAUAAAUUGGUAAAAAUGUAUACAUAUACUUCAUAAAAAAACAUUCAUAUUAUUCAUAAAAGAUACAAUAAAAACAUUUCAUCCUAAAACCAAGCAUUGAAUCUUUAAAGGGACAGUCUAGUAUAAAUUAAACGUUCAUUAUUCAGAUAGGAUUUUUAAUUUGAAUCAACUUUCCAAUUUACUUUUAUCAUCAAAUUUGCUUUUUUCUCUUGGUAUUCUUAGUUUUAAACUAAACAUAGGUAGGGCUCAUAUGCUAAUUUCUAAGCCUUUGAGGGCUGCCUCUUAUCACAUGCUUUUUAAAUCUCUUUUUAACACAAAGAGACAAAGUACACGUGGGCCAUAUUGAUAACACACUGUUCAGGCACAGGGGGUUAUUUAAGAUUUAGCACAAAACAAUGCUAAAUUUAGAGACAGUCUACACCAGAAUUGUUAUUGUUUUAAAAGAUAGAUAGUCCCUUGUUUACCCAUUCCCUAGUUUUGCAUAACCAACACAGUUAUAUUUAUAUAUUUUUUACCUCUGUGAUUAUCUUGUAUCUAAGCCUCUGCAGACUGCCCCUUUGUUCUUUUGACAGACUUGCAGUUUAGCCAAUCAGUGAUAGCUCCCAGGUAACUUCACGUACACGAGCACAGUGUUAUCUAUAUGAAAAACAUGAACUAACACCCUCUAGUGGUGAAAAGCCUGUUAAAAUGCAUUCUUAAGAGGCGGCCUUCAAGGUCUAAGAAAUUAGCAUAUGAAUCUCCUAAGUUAAGCUUUCAACUAAGAAUACCAAGAGGACAAAGAAAAAUUGGUGAUAAAAGUAAAUUGGAAAAUUGUUUAAAAUUACAUGCCCUAUCUGAAUCAUGAAAGUUUUUUUUGGACUAGACGGUCCCUUUAAGACAAUAGAUAAUAAACAGUCACAGUCGUGUGAUCAGGGGGCUGGAAGAAGUUUCCUAGAUACAAGGUAAUCACAUAGGUGAAAAGUAUAUUAAUAUAACUGUGUUGGUUAUGCAAAUCUGGGGAAUGGGUAAUAAAAGGAUUAUCUAUCUUUUAAAACAAUAACAAUUCUAUGAUAGACUGUCCCUUUAAGCAUAUAAAGUCCAUUGAGGAUCCAAAGCUUCCAAACAGUUGUUGAUACUAGAAGCAAGAGAGACAAAGUCCCGUUACAAGCAAUAAGGUUUUUCAACACAAUGGUGUAUUUCAGUACUUAAACUGUGUAGUUUUGAUUCCGGUCCUGUUAGCUGCUUCAGCGUUUAGGGGCAAUGAUGCGGAGCUUCAAACUAAGUUGCAGUCCCAGCAAUGUUCCUUUCUCACCCCCGUUCUCUGGGUUUUUUUUAGGGGUAUUCUAAUAACGAGGCAUAGCACACAAACUUGCAGCCAAGGCAAAGAUUCCCAAACCUCAAGAACUCUAUAAAACCUGUUUCACAUUCCUCAGUCUUUACUUUGCCUCAGCUGGAGGUGGUUGAAGAAUGAAGAUGUGCAUUUAAUUCCUCAGAGAGGGGUUUUCAGUCUAUAUUGAGGCCCGGUUUCCCCUCAGUACAGUACUUGUAAGAGGGAUGUAUAUGGGGUAUGGUUUGUGAUUCUUUUUUACCUCAUAGGAUUUUUUUUUUUUUUUUUAAAACCCUCCAUACUUGUUUGUAGGGACUUGUUUUUAGCCUUCCUUCAUGGAUGCACAAUAUUCUCCUAUUCCAUAACUUUUGCUGAUAUAUUUCGUUACUAGUUUGGCUGUCUGCUGCUUGAUUGCUAGUGGGCGAGUGUCUAUUAGUGAGUAUCUUUUAUUAACAUUUUGAUACUCCUACAGCUAUGUUAUCUGCAUUUUUUAAGUUUAUGUAUAUGGCCCUGGGACAGAUCCUUUACACUUAUUCCCUUGCUGGUUUGCAUGCGUCUGCUUUUUUGACGCUCUUAGUUUUGUUUAGACUCUGGUCCGUAUUAAACCUGUAAUCAAGCCAAUUUCUCCUCCGUGGAAUCUUAACUUGGUGUUAAGGGUUUUGCAGUCUCCUCCUUUUGAACCUAUGCAUAAAAUGAACAUAAAACUACUUUUCUUGGAAAGUUAUUUCUUUUGGCUAUUUCUUCUGCUACAAGAGUUUGAGUUAUCUGCUCUUUCUUGUGAUUCUCCUUAUCUGAUUUUUCAUCUUAAGGCCGUUUUACUGAACUAAUUUGAUUUAUUGCCUAAGGUUAAGACAUAAGCAGAGAGUUUUAUUGUUGCUUCUUUGUGUCCUAAUCUUAAGAUCUUUGCUUUCUUUGGAUGUUGUUAGGACAUAGAAAUAUUACAUUAAUACUACUACAGACUUUAGACUAACUUCUAAUUUGUUAAUCAUAUUUUCUGGUCCUAGGAAGGGUCAGAAAGCUUUUGCUUUUUCUUUGGCCUCUUGGAUGAAACUUUUUUUGAUUCAGGAAGCUUUCUUGGAGGCAGGUCAACCUCCACGGCAGCGGAAUACUGCUCAUUCUAUUAGGUCAGUUGCCACUUCUUGAGCUUUCAAGAAUGAUGCUUCGGUUGAUCAGAUUAGCAAGGCAGCUACUUGGUCGGCUUUUGCAUACUUUUCUCGAGGUAGCUGUCUGAUUUUUUUUUUUUUUUCUUCCUUUUUUUUUAAUACACUUAAAAUAAAUCAAAGACAAAUUAUUGGAGUUGUGGAUUUAUUUUCUCAGUGAUUUUUUUUUUUUAAAAGCCCUCCCUUUGUUAUUACUCAUGGACUCCGCAGCUUUAUUAUUAGUUCCCAUGAGUAAUGGAUCGUAGAAUCUCACCACCUGUAUGAAAGAAAACAUCCUUUCUUUCAAAGAAAGGAUGAGUCCAUGGAUCGUCUAAUUACUAUUGGGAAUAUCACUCCUGCCCAGCAGGAUGCGGCAAAGAGCAUCACAGCAAAGCUGUUAAAUAUCACAUCCCUUCCCUCCAACCCCAGUCAUUCUCUUUGCCUACGCUUGAGUAAGGAAGUGGUAAAGUUAGUGUCUGAGAAGAUUUGUCAAUCAAGAUUUUUUUUUAAUUGAAGUAAAAGUAUGUGCUGUUUUUCCUCUUGGGUGUAGCCAUAGUCCAUUUCAGUCUCUUCAGUAGAGCAUUGGUGGCUUUUAAACAAAUGGAACUUGUGGGACAUAAUUCUCACUAAGCCUCCCUAAAAUUUAAAUAGUGCUGCCCUUUUUAUUAUUUAUCCACAGGUCUAUGUGAGGGAGAGGACCUCUCAAACCUAGUGAGCUGCCUUGCUACCAGGCAAAAUUUAUUGAGGUAAGUGCUAAAUUUAUUUCUCCUACAUUGGUGUAUCCGGUCCACGGCUUCAUCCUUACUUGUGGGAUAUUCUC